Molecule: messenger RNA, 3894 nt
Organism: Babesia bovis T2Bo
Lineage: Eukaryota; Apicomplexa; Aconoidasida; Piroplasmida; Babesiidae
Product: DNA-directed RNA polymerase Rpb2 domain 6 family protein
Exons: 7
Coding region: 76-3888 (1270 amino acids)
Biological process (GO): DNA-templated transcription
Cellular component (GO): RNA polymerase I complex
Molecular function (GO): DNA-directed RNA polymerase activity; DNA binding; ribonucleoside binding
Source: RefSeq, a predicted model, not a curated record
AUUAUCUAUUUUUAGUGUUCAUAUGGGCCUCAUGUUAAAGACCAUCUGCGUGCCUUCUUAUUUAAAAUACAGAAAAUGGAGUUCAAUGUUAACCGUUUGGGUGCCAUACACGCACAUAUUGAUAGUUUUAAUGCUUUUAUUGAUCACUAUUCCACACGUAUGGUCAGAAGGAUACCCCCGGUAUAUAUUUCGGCUGACUCGGACCACCUUAAACACCUUUUAAAUUCAAAGGAAAAGCCUCACUAUGUGCAAGUAUCCGUUCUUUCUUUGCGUAUAGGCAAUCCCACUAGGCCAGGUUCUGAAUGCCUUGGCUCAGAUAAUCGUAUGUUUCCAAGACACGCAAAAAUCGCACAUACAACGUAUGAAUCAUCGCUAAUUGUGAAAUUUGGUUUGAAGAUUCCUGGUACAUCCAAGGUACUUACUAAAGAGCUAACAGUGGGUUAUAUACCCAUUAUGGUCAAAUCUAAACGAUGCAAUUUAGACGGAAUCUCACCAGAGGAAAUGGUGGAACAAGGGGAAGACAUUGAUGAACCCGGAGGAUACUUUGUAGUUCGUGGAAAUGAGCGAAUUGUCCGCCAGCUAAUUGUUUUGCGUUCAAAUUAUCCAUUGGCCAUAAAAUCAGGAAACAAUAGAACAAAACAUGUGUUGUUUACCGACUACAGUAUCAUGAUGCGUAGUCAGUGCCACGAUGACGGCUGUUCAGUUAAUAAUGUUUUAUACUUAACAGUUAACAAGAGAUGUAUGUUUCGCACCAUCGUAAAGGGUUCAGUACAAUUGAUUCCUUUUGGUGUUUUAUUGAGGGCAACCAUGCCACUAAUGAGUGAUGAAGAGUUGAAGCAAAAGCUCUUGCAAGACACUCUGGGUGACGAGGCUUUAACGGUAUAUUACCAGAGGUUUUUUCUUGAUUUGGUUGAACGUGAGCCUGACAUUUGUGAUAUCGACCUUAAAGAAAACCGCCAUCUGUAUAGGUUAGGUAGUGCUUGCUGGUCGCAAGUAAACCAGUACUUGCAUCCUGGUGCUACCUAUGAAGAGUGUGGUGCAUACUUUCUCAGACAUUAUGUCUUACUUCAAGCUAAAACAAAUGCAGAAAAAUUUGAAACUCUCUUGUACAUGUUCAAGAAGCUUAUUAAAGUCUCCCGUGGAGAGAUACAGACAGAAAACUAUGAUUCUUUUGCAUUUCAAGAACUCUUGCUACCAGGGCAAAUAUAUUCAUGUAUUUUAAAGGAGAGUUUAUAUGUAGCAUUAUUAAAAAUACGAUCUAUAUAUCAUGCUGAGUUGUUAGAGUUAUGCAAAAAUAUUAGCGGCGAUGCAACAAGGCAUUCCAAGAGGCGAUUGAUAGAUGUAGAUUUACAAUCGCAUGAACAAAAGGAACUCUUAGAGAAGUUAUUGGAAAAACCAGAAUUAUUCAGUUAUGCUGUUGAAAAAGUAGCCAGCGAUAUUCCUAAAAAACUGCAUUCUUUUUUGGCCACAGGCAAUGCUACCAAUAUGCAUUUUGAGUUAACUCAGUCAUCUGGACUCACAGUUGUCGCAGAACGCAUCAACUACCACAGAUUCAUGAGUCACUUUAGAUCACUUCAUAGAGGGAGUUUAUUUGCUAAAAUGCGCUCUACAGAGGUACGAAAAUUGUUAGGUGAAACUUGGGGGUUCAUCUGCCCUGUACAUACCCCUGAUGGCGCCCCUUGUGGAUUGUUACUUCAUUUGGCUCAGUAUGCUGUACCAGUAACUGCUACUGAUUGUGAGGGUGCUGCAGAGGCUGUAAAGUCAUUAUUGCGUACCCAUGGAUACUCUGUGGAUUUCACUGGACACGAAACUGUAACAGAUUUUGUAACCCAUGAUGCGCAACAUAUAAAAAGAAUACACGUAAUUGUUGACGGAGUUCCAAUGUGUACUUUACCCAUCAAUGAAGCGCCCAAACUUUAUGAUGAAAUUAAAUUGGCAAAACGUUACGGGAAGUUUGGGCUAAAAGAACACUACGAAAUAGUAGCAUCACCUGAUGUAAAAGGAGAAUACACCAGUAUAAUGAUAUUAACCUAUCCAGGAAGAGUUAUAAGGCCAGUUAUAUGUCUUACGUCAGGGGAAAUUGAAUGGAUUGGCCCAAUUACUCAAUUGUGGUCUACAAUUGCAGUGUCUGAAGAAGAAGCUAGAAUAUCUCACCAAAUGGUUGCUAGCAAUGCAGAAGGAAAAUGUAAAACACUCUCCAUCGAUGAAGCUUUGAUGCAUGAUAACUCAUCUGACCAUGCAGUUUCACCGGUUAAAAAGGUGAUUGAUAACGUUCCAGUAAAAUACGACUAUAUGGAAGUAUCCCCAUCUGCAAUUUUGUCAGUAACAGCCGCUUUAACUCCUUUUAGCAAUCACAAUCAAAGUCCUAGAAACAUGUAUCAGUGCCAAAUGCUAAAACAGAGUAUGGGUGUACCAUAUCAUUGUGAGCAAUUUAGGUCAGAUGUAAAAGCAUAUAGGUUGUUAUUUCCACAGAAACCUUUGGUCACAACUACGGAGUUUAGACAAAUGAAUUAUGAAGAUUAUCCUACAGGUAUGAAUGCAGUAGUAGCCGUAAUUGCUCACACUGGUUUCGACAUGGAGGAUGCUAUGAUUAUCAAUAAAUCUUCCCUUGAUCGGGGAGCAUUCCAUGGCUGCAUAUAUAAAAGUAAAGUCAUUGAUGCCAUGCCUGCUAAUGGUAGAUCCCGGGGAAAUCAGCAUUACUUUGCGAACACUAAUCAUUUGGGUUCUAAGAUUAUUGCGUCCUUAGAUAAAGACGGGUUGCCAAAUGUUGGUGCCAGAGUUAAGAAAGGAACCCCAAUAUGUCGUAUAGAGUCUCAUGAGAAGGUUGGAGGCAGCAAACAAAUAAGCGAUCGUGUAGAGAAAUAUCACGAUGAAGAUGCCAUUGUAGACCAGGUUACAAUAAUAGGUUGCAAUGACGCUAGCGUGGCUGAAAUGCCAAAUGCAUCAAACAUCAAAGGAACUAGAGCUACUAUAAAAUUCCGAAUCGUACGCAAUCCCAUUGUGGGUGAUAAAUUUGCGAGUAGACAUGGUCAAAAGGGCAUCCUUUCCAUGGCUUGGCCAGCUGAGAAUAUGCCUUUCCUUGAGUCUGGAAUAAUUCCUGACAUUAUUUUCAAUCCACAUGGUUUACCGUCUCGUAUGACAAUAGGGAAGUUAAUUGAAUGUAUGGCGGGUAAGUCAGCUGCUAUACACGGGGCAUUCCAGGAUGCCACAUGCUUCAGAAAGUACCCAAAACAAAUGGCAACAGGAAACAAGUGGAUUGAUCACGGCGGCUUAAAAGGUUGGGAAGAACGUGGUUUUAGAUAUAUGUCAAAAGAAGAGGAGUUAAGCAAAACAGAAGAUGACGUCAUUGACUACUUUGGAAAAACAUUGUUGCAGGCCGGUUACGACUACUAUGGUACGGAGAGUAUGUAUUGUGGUUCGCUAGGCACCGAAAUAAGGACACAUAUAUUCAUCGGCUGCAUAUUUUACCAGCGUCUGCGCCACAUGGUAUCGGACAAAGCGCAGGUUCGUGCUACUGGACCAGUGGAUGCCAUUACCAAGCAGCCAGUAAAGGGAAGGAAAAAUCGCGGUGGUAUUCGUUUUGGUGAAAUGGAACGCGACUCUUUAAUUGCCCACGGUGCUUCUGCGCUACUUCAAGACCGGUUAAUCCAUUGCUCUGACGCUCAUACAGCAUAUGUGUGUCCCAAUUGUGGUUCCAUAAUAUCGGCAACCGUCACAUCUGUUGGUGCUACGAACAAGCGAUCCGUUUCUCAUUGUAGAAUAUGUAAAGUCGCAUGUAAGUUGGUAACAAUUCCUUACGUCCUUAGAUACGUGGCCCAUGAAUUAGCAUCUAUAAACGUGGGAAUUAGGUUGCACCUAUCUCAAUUGGGUCUUCCUAUAGACAGUUGAUAUGUU